AUGCUGCUUCUCGCUGCGCACCUCCUCGUCACGCCAUGCCGGCACCACGCAACGCCGAUCUCGAUGGCAGAGGCCUUGGAGGCGUUGCCACGCCGCGAGCUGCAGGCGCUUGCCAAGCAGAGCGGACUGCGAGCGAAUCAAAAGAGUUCAGUCCUCAUCGCGCAGCUCAGUGGAAGGAAUGGCGGCGUCUGGCCGCCAGCAGGCGUGGCCGGUGCACCCGUGGACCUGCCGGCGGCAGAGGACGAAGACCUGCGCUUGCUCUCGCGGAGAGAGCUGCAGGAGGUCGCCAAGCGGAGGGGCGUGCGGGCAAACGCAAAGUCGAGCGAGAUCAUCUCGGCGCUGGAGUCGCUCCGUCACGCCGACAGAGCCGCGCCGGAGCCCGACCCGGCACCAGCACCGCCAGAGGCUGCCGCGCCGGUGGAGGCUGCGGACGUCGGUCUCGAUCUGGUGGAGCGAGCCCGGCCCGCGGUGCUGACGCCCGCGCCGUGCGCGGGCGGGCGGUGGCAGCCGAUCCGGCUCCGCGGCCCGUCCCUCGAGCUGACUCUGCUCGUGCGGGACGUGGGCACGCCAGUCGGCCGGCUGGAUGUGCCUCCUCUGAGCAUCGUCGGGGAGAGGCUGGGCGGGGCGGAGGUGGAGGCGGAGGUGCUGCCCGCGCUGGAGCUCGGGGAGGAGGAGGUGGCGCUCGCCGCGGGGUGGGCGUCCACGCUCACCGGGCUGCUCGGCAUCGACGAGCCCGGCCUCUUCCCUGCUCCGGCUCAGAUGCUGCAUGCGGACGGCGUCUCGAGCGGCUCCGCGGGCGGGGCCGGCGAGGCGGCGGUGCUCUUCUGGCCGCAGACGGAGGUUGGGGGCGGCGCUGGUGCGGCGGGCGAGCGGCGCGCUCUCGACGCCUUGCGGGACCCGGCGCAGUGGGAGAGGCUGACUGCGGAGCCGGGCGCCGCAGAGCCGCGCGCCACAGAGCUUGGCACUGCAGAGCUUGGCACUGCGGAGCGGGGCGAUGCAGCUGCGUGGCCCGAGGACGGCGAGGGGGAGCCGGUGGUUGUGCUCGAGCACCGGAGGCCGGAGUGGGUUGCGCUCACGCCCACGCUACGGCUCUCCCGCGGUGUGGCCGGCUUGGCGAGGGUCAACCCGGACCGGAACGAGCAGAGCGGCGUCGGCGAGAAGACGCACCGCAACCCGAAGAACGCGCUGCAGGAGGCCGCCUACCGGCGCGGCCUCCCGCCUCCGAGCUACGCCUCGGAGCAGCUCUCGGAGCAGGUCUGGGCCGCGACCCUCUCCCUCGAGGGGUACGGGCACUUCCGCGGCGAGCCCGCGCCGCGGAAGCGGCUCGCAGAGAUGGCUGCGGCGCGGCUCGGCCUCCGCGCCGUCGAGGAGGGGGCGGAGCCCCCUGCGGCGGCGGAGCCCCCUGCGGCGGCGGCGGAGGAGCCGGCGGUGCUGCCGCCCGGAGGAGUGGGCAGCCCAAAGGCGCGGCUGGGCCGGCUGGCGACGCGGGCGGGCGGCUACGUGGCCUACUCCGUCGAGCACCUCGGCCACCAGCUCUUCCGCGCCACCGUCCGCCUCGCCGGCAUCGAGGCCGCCUCCCCCGCCGCGUGGCCGCCGGCGGCAGGCCUCGACGCCGCCGGCGAGCCCGCGCGCUCGAAGAAGCUGGCCGCGCAGAGCGCUGCGACGGUCGCACUCGGCGAGUGGGGCGACCAGCUCGCGCUGCUGUGCGAGCCCGGCGCCGACGCCGCGGGGGAGGAGGGGGAGGGCGGAGGCGCAGUGCUUCGGCUCGCCCUCCCUCUCCGCGCGUCGCAGUGGCGCGGCGCGGCGUGUGCCGUCGUGAUGGCGCGCGUCCUGGCGCACGCCGCAGAGGUGCGCCUCCUCCGCGCCGACCUGCUCACGCUCCUGCCCGCGGCGUCGGUGCCUUCCUAUGCGACCCUCUGCGGCGCCACGACGCCGCGCUCGAUCGGCGGCGGCGGGGAGGGGUCCAACGAGAUGUCCGCUUGGGUGGGCAACGCGGUCUUGGGCCUCUGCUGCAAGGUGGCCGCCGUCCUCGCCCUCGGCGCGCCGCCGCGGCGGGCGCAGCAGGUCUUCUCCCCGCACUACUACCGCUGGCUCGGCACCAGCUGGCUGGCGGGGCGGGUGCGGUCGCGCGGGUGGGAGAAGGCGCUCUUCCUGCAGCCGUGGGCCGGCGAGAGCGGCAUCACGCGAGGGGGGGCGAGCCCCGAGACGCAGAAGGAGGUUGGCGAGGCGGUCAUCGGCGCCGUCUUCCUCCACAGCCUGGCGGCGCACGGCGUCGACCGCGCGAUGGAGGACGCGUGGCGCCUCUGCUCGCGCGUCGUGCUGCGCGGCGAGGGCAGCGUGGCAGAAGGGUGGGGCGAGGCGCUCGCCGUGCUCCGCCCGCGCCUCGUCGCUCGCCGGCCGGGCCCCGUCGACCUCCUCUCCCUCCCGUGGCCGAGCGAGCCGGGCCUGUUCGCCUCGGCCGCCUCGCGCGAGUGGGAGGGGCAGUCGCUCGAGUUCGUCGGUGACGGCGUCCUCCGCGUCCUCCACUCGCUCCACCUCCUCGAGUCGCUGCCCGGCUCGACCGAGCGCGGCGUGCGGGCGGCGGCUCGCAUCGCGAUGGAGAGGAACGAAUUCCUCGCGCGCCGGAUCUCGCGCGUCGUCGGCACAGACGGCUCCUGGCUGACGAGCAAGCUCCGGCUUGCGCGCGACGAGGUGCAGCGUUCGAUGGCGGAGCAGGACCAGCUCCAGCUGGGCGACGAAGAGGCGUUUCGGCUCGACCUCGCCGCCAGCUUGCCCGACGAGAGCACCAAGGUGCUGGCCGACGUGCUCGAGGCGCUCGUCGGCGCGGUGGCGGUGCAGGACGGCCUCGAGCGGGCGGGUGCCGCCUUUGCCCAGGUGGUCCUCCCGCCCCAGUGCGUCGUCGACGAGCUCGCCGACGGCAGGGUCGCGGGCGACGUGACGCAGCUCCCCGCUGGCUCCGGUGGUGCCUCGAGGUGGUCCGCUUCAGCAUGAUCACUGAUCAGGGUGGGCUCGUCUCAUGUCUGUAUGUGUGGACUCGUGGUGGUUUGAAGGUUUCGUUUUUG
Molecule: messenger RNA, 3062 nt
Organism: Emiliania huxleyi CCMP1516
Lineage: Eukaryota; Haptophyta; Isochrysidales; Noelaerhabdaceae
Exons: 2
Coding region: 1-2991 (996 amino acids)
Biological process (GO): regulation of gene expression; rRNA processing
Cellular component (GO): nucleus
Molecular function (GO): ribonuclease III activity; double-stranded RNA binding
Source: RefSeq, a predicted model, not a curated record